AUGAUCGAUCUAAGGUCAGCCUUUUUACCUCUUUCGGGACUCGAAACAAAGCCGAAAAAGAGGCUCGUUUCCCUGCUGCCGAACGCUCAAUUUAUUAACCUCCUGGCUGCUCUCGGGCACUCUCGGAAAUGGCCCGGCCUGCUGCUGCUCCCGACCAUGCCCCGUCUGCUCUCAGCUGACCUCUCUGUUCGUCAGGCGGUGCUCGAAACCCGCUGCUGUAAGCUCUUGCAUCCCGACUGCUGUUGGUCUGCUCUCGUCCGCUGGCAGGGCUGCUCGACUCGUCGCGAAGGGUCAGCCUUCGACAGCCGCGCUUGGUCUCUUCAGCCGUCAGGAACUGAAGCUCUUCGCCGGCGUUUUCCCGCUCUCGGUUGCACGAUCUCAGGCGCCUGGAACCCGCCGGACUGGUGCUGCUCUCCCGGAAAUCCCGUCGUUGAGGCCUGGUGCUCUUGCCGGCGGAUGGCCCGAGGCCAGAGCUCAGAGGUGAAAUCGAGGCUCGCUGUCGCUGGAGGUCGGAGGUCGGAGUUGACAGGUCACCGUUCGUCUUCUCGCCAGAAAUCCGCUCCAAUCGCCAUCUGCUUGCUAGCGGUGGUUCGAGAGCUGUGGCGGGAGAGGGCCGGUUGCGAGCGAGACGGUGUUGGCCACAACUCGACCGGACGAUGGUCGGAGGAGACGACGGCUGGUGGAGGGUCGCUGGAUGGAGGUGUGGUCGAUCUCAGGGUAGAGGUGAGAUUUUCUGAAGGAACCGAUCGUAUCAAAACCGACGUGAAGGGAGAGAGACGAGAUCACGCACAGAUCGAGAGAUUUCUGCUUGGGUUGGGAGUUGCUUGGGCCAUUGGGCCGAGAAUUGAUUGGGGGCUGAUAGGCUUAGGUUGGCGAGGAGGAUGGCUUCCUCAUCUUCAGUCUCGUCGCAAAGUUGAAGAGGAUGAUGAGGAGGACGGGAGGUGA
Molecule: messenger RNA, 945 nt
Organism: Striga asiatica
Lineage: Eukaryota; Viridiplantae; Streptophyta; Magnoliopsida; Lamiales; Orobanchaceae
Source: the annotation of a GenBank genome assembly